Molecule: messenger RNA, 851 nt
Organism: Suillus clintonianus
Lineage: Eukaryota; Fungi; Basidiomycota; Agaricomycetes; Boletales; Suillaceae
Product: Shs13 protein
Exons: 3
Coding region: 259-717 (152 amino acids)
Source: RefSeq, a predicted model, not a curated record
ACGCAAUUCAAAUAGAGUUCCAGAAAUUUCCCUUUUCUUGACAGACGACGGGUGGCUGUGACACCUUCUAGGCUCAGAAAUCAAACCACGUGACCUAGACGCGUCUGUAAGCCACUUGUUUAUUUUGGUCAACCACCCGCGCAGACCCAUAAAUACCCGCCGUAUACAUUCCAUCUCGCUAUUCCCCUCUUGACCGCCAACCUCCACCACCUCUUCCCGCUCAUCUUCUUGCCUUCUACCCGCCGUCAACCAACAAUCAUGCAUUUCUACAGUGCCAUCCUCGCUCUCACCGCUCUCACUGCUGGCGUUAGAGCCCUACCACCUCGCAGAAUCACACCGCGCAAUGCAAUCGGUAAUGUCAUGACCGGCGCAGGCGGUUCAGCACCUGCGGGGUCGGUCAUUGGCACUGGUGCGACCACAAACUGCACAGGCCCCCUAAGCUUGUUCGGGUGUCACGGUCUUGAUAUCAUAAACAUCGGAUCAAACAACGCCGGAUCAGGAGGGGUGGCAAGUUCAGGUUCAGCAGCCGUUCAAAGGGUUGGGUCAAAAAAGUUUGGAUCAUCAAAAUUCAAGGGCGUGCCCAUCGGGAACGUGACCACCGGAACGGGAGGAUCAGCACCAGGUGGCUCGGUUAACGGCGUCCCCGGCGGUCUCAUCAAUAUCGGCUCAAAUAAUGCAGGAAACGGCGGGACGGGAACGAGUGGAGACGUAGUGUGAGCGGUGGAAAGGAGGAAGGAAGCCUUCACAACCUAGAUGCACAACCUAGACCCACGAAGCAUAGACGGCAUGCACACGGACUACUCAUUUGUACUAUAUCACACUGCACUAUCCUCACAUUGAAACAGACACCU